Messenger RNA from Pseudomassariella vexata, 1107 nucleotides. RefSeq lists its product as uncharacterized. The record is from RefSeq and is a predicted model, not a curated record. The coding region runs from base 45 to 956 and encodes 303 amino acids. Lineage: Eukaryota; Fungi; Ascomycota; Sordariomycetes; Amphisphaeriales; Pseudomassariaceae. The transcript has 2 exons.
CCGUAUCGACGGCCACAUCCUGAAGGGGAAAACAUAGUCACUAAAUGAAGCUGAGUAUGACUAAAAUGCUGCCAUCCCGGGUGAUGCAAACCUUUUCCUCGGUACAAAUAUGGGCGGCUCAAUGGCAACUUACCGUGACCAACUUCGUCGAUAAUCCUACGCGAUCCUCGAUCAUUCCACAAUUCCUUAUUGACUCUCAGCAUCCAUGGAUCGUUACCAACCAACGUCAACUCGAGGGUCUCCCGGAUGUAGAAGCCUUCCUCUAUUCCUCAUUGGAAUCGACUAAAGGGACAGCAGAACACGCAAACUAUGGCAUCGAUAUGCCGCCAGAUCUCUUCGAAUACGUAGAGAUCGACAACAACAGAUGGGGUGUUGACCGUCCAGGUUGGCCGAACGCCCUCGAGAGGCUCCGUGAAAUGAAGCGCUCUCCUCUGGCGAUGGCUCGAGUCAAAACGUUCAAAGUCGAAAUUUGGGUGCAUGACAGCCAGUACGCCGACUGGUACCUGAGGAUGCUUGAGCCUUUACAGCCACCCAAAGAACUCUUGAGCCUGUUUGUAGAUGUUCUUGAGUCCAUGGAAAGCCUCGAAACACUCAAAUGGAAUAUCCCCGUAGAGCAUGGCCAUUGGAUUGAAGAGACCCUUAACGAACGGAAUCUUUCGAUGCCAUCGGUGAAAAGACUGGAUCUUGGUCCUUUCAGUCAUUAUCUAGUAGGAAUGUGUCCAAAUUUGGAAACUCUGGAGCCUGGAGGUCGCUUUGUACGGAACGGGUAUUGGCCACAUUUGGGUGACCCAGUUCCGAUGAUGGUCGAGUCUGCAGGUUCGGCGCCGAAACUCAAGCGUUUUUCAGUCGAGAGUGGAGUGGGUGGAUGGUCCCCGGCGUUCGUUUCUGGUAUCUACAUCCUCUUCUACAUGGCUUUCAUGCCGUUUCCAGCUGCUGAACAGACUCAGAUGUUGUGAGGACGAUGCCACAGAUCGAGAGCCUACAGUUUCAUGGAUCCCUGGAUACAAAAAGCCCACUGUACCCCCCAGGAGAAUAUACUAACGGUGAUGAACUGAAAGAAAUUCUCCACAUCCUGGCUGGCCUACAAAACCUAACGCGGCUCGAUCU